Messenger RNA from Benincasa hispida (wax gourd), 1797 nucleotides. NCBI's taxonomy places the organism in Eukaryota, Viridiplantae, Streptophyta, Magnoliopsida, Cucurbitales, Cucurbitaceae. The record is from RefSeq and is a predicted model, not a curated record.
AUGGCGGCGAUAAAAGUCAGAAAUGAGCCUAGUAAGACCGAGUCAAAGGAGCAACCUGUGAUUGAAUCAAAGAAACCUCUAUCGCAAAUUGAGUCAAAGGAGUCCGAAACUAUGGAACCUAAAGAUGCGAUCACCUCUAAGCCUCCAGACCAUGAAACAUUGAAAGUACAACUACCUCCAUUUCCUCAAAGACUGAAAAAGAAACAAAAUGAUGAAGGUCUGUAUUAUCGCUUCCUAGAAAUAUUGAAACAAUUGCACAUCAAUAUUCCAUUCAUGGAAGCGAUAGAGCAGAUGCCGAUGUAUGUCAAAUUUUUGAAGGACAUUGUCUCGAAGAAGAGAAGCACGGGAAGAUUCACCACGGUGGCAUUGACAGUAGAAUCCAAUACUAUAAUCCCACUAAAGAUGCGCGACCUAGGCAGUUUCACAAUACCCUUCUCAAUAGGAGGAAUCUAUAUUGGUAAAGUAUUAUGUGAUCUUGGGGCAAGCAUAAACUCAUUGCCCCUUUUAAUCUUCAAAAUAUUGAAUGUAGGACAGCUAACACCCACAACGGUGACUCUUCAACUCGCAGAUAGGUCCUUGGUGCACCCUAAAGGGAAAUUAAAGGAUGUCUUGGUAACAAUAGAUAGAUUCAUUCUACCUGCAAACUUCAUUAUCUUAGAUUAUGAGGCAGAUAAAGAUAUUCCAAUCAUAUUGGGACAACCAUUCUUGUCUACUGGUCGUGCUCAAAUAGAUGUGCACAAGGGAGUCACAAUGAGCAUCAACGGAAAGAAGCUCAGGUUCAAUAUUAUCAAGGAAUCCGAGGAAGAAAAUGAAGAAAGAGAGGAUGCGACAACAUCCACAGAGACUUGCCAUGCGAUAACAGAGAUAUUAAAGAAUGAAGAAAUGCUGAAUUUGGAUGAAGAAAGAAAAGCACAGAAGCCCUCUUUAGAGCAACCACCUACACUGGAACUAAAAACUCUACCAACCCACUUGAAGUACGUAUUUCUCGGCCAGAAUAAAACCUUACCAGUCAUCAUAUCCUCUGUGUUUCCUGAAGAAAAAGAAACCGCACUGCUCAGUGUUCUAAAGAAAUAUAUUAGAGCAAUCGAAUGGACGCUCGCAGACAUCAAAGACUAUGGGCAAACAUAUGAAAUCUAUCUGCAAAACCUAGAGAGAAUACUGAAAAGAUGUGAAGAAACUAACCUGGUGCUGAAAUGGGAAAAGUGUCAUUUUAUGGUCAAAGAAGGAAUUGUUCUCGGGCACAACGUUUCAAAGAAUGGGCUAGAGGUGGAUAAAGUAAAAAUUGAAGCUAUAGAAAAACUUCCAUCUCCAGCGAAUGUGAAAGCUUUGAGGAGUUUCUUAAGACACGUGGGGUUUUAUAGAAGGUUUGUGAAGGACUUCUCCAAAAUUGCUCAACCUUUGAAUGUGUUGUUGGAAGCUAAUAGACCUUUUGAUUUUGAUUCACACUGCCUCACUGCAUUCAAAACACUAAAGGACGCUUUGACUAUAGCGCCAAUUCUGAUCACACCCGAUUGGGCAAAGCCAUUCGAGCUGAUGUGCGAUUCCAGAGGAUAUGCGAUGAGGGCAGUCUUGGAAAAAAAAGUAAAGACAAUGUUACACCCCAUCGCAUAUGCUAGCAGAACAUUAAACUCCACGCAAGCGAAUUACACUACCACUGAAAAGGAACUUUUAGCGAUAAUUUUUGCGGUUGAGAAAUUCAGACCUUACUUGUUGGGAUCAAAAGUGAGUCCACACAGACCAUCGGCGAUAAGAUAUUUGAUGACCAAAAAAUAUGCGAAGCCUAGACUAAUCUGUUAG